ACAAAGCUCUCUGUUCAAAUGAUGUACCCAGCUUUUAUGGCAGUUCCAAACAUUGUACAGCUUGAUGUGCCUGAUGCAGUGAGGUGUUGCCUUUGCUAUGUUGCUCGAACUGUUGAAAUUCUCUUCAAUACCGUGAAGAUAGAGUGUUCAGAUCCGUGUGCUGCUAAAGACAGCUCAUGUGAUGUAAGUGAAACUUUUCUGAUGAUCAAUGGAACUGUGCUAAGAUCUCAAAUGUCCCUAAGAAAUCACAGAAUAUUGGAAUCAUUCUUUAAUCAGAAAGUUGAACCCAGUAAAAAAUUAGCCCGUGAAAAUAAAUUAUCAAGAUCUUCUAAAUUAGGUUUACUUCAUCAAAUAGAAGAAAGUGAAAAGAACAUGUAUGUUGGAAAUCAUUUAGAUCCACGUUUGGCUGAUCCCAACACAGCCAGAAGUAAACUUAGGCAAAGACCAUCCUUUGCUAGAGAUAACAGAUUUAGUUCACACCUUGGCAGAGCAAACCAUCUUCAGUGGAACAUUAAUGAAGGGAGAACUGACAGACGUAGUUCUUUGAAUGCAUUCAAUUCUGAUAAUAUUCCACUGCAUCAGCUAAACCAUCGACCACCAGAACAUCUUAGUCGUGGGCCUCCUCUGACCACAAGUGCUUCGAAGUUUGAUAAAAAUGCAAAGCACAAAAGGCACAAGGUUAUAAAGAGAGUUAGGCGGGGCCAACUCGAAGAUCAAAUAGACAGUAUCAAGCAGGAAGUGAAGUCAACUACAAUUUUUACAUUCAAAGAAACAACUACAGAUAAAUCAAAAACAACAUUUGAGAUUGAUGACCUUCACCCAGAUAUUGUGAAACUGAAUAUUUCCACUCAAAGACCUGAAAAUCCACACACUGUAGUGAAACCCCCAGAAGAGAUCAUUUCUAUAUUUGAAAUACCCAGUAGUUCUCCAGAAAGUGACAUGCUAACUCAAGCCAUUGUGGAAGUAGGAAAUAGAUCAGAUGAUAGUUAUUCAAAAAAAACCAAGGUUGAGCAAAACCCACUGCUAAGGAAAGCACUUGAUCCUGGACAUUUCAGUAGGACUAUGCAGGAAGCUGAGGUUAUCGAUGUGGGUAAUAAUGAAGCAUAUAAAGUUAAUGUUUCAGAUGGGUCUUGGCACAAACCACUAGGUCAGUUCCUGGAUAAAGCUGUGCAGAAUGAAGUCGAGCAAAAUUCUGCAACACAACCCAACGCUAAGCUCACUCAACUUGAAAUUAUUAAACUACUAGAGGAUGCAUACAAGAAAUCUACCGAACAGACCAAUUACACUGAAGAGACCAGUACGACCAGGGUUUCAGAACACCGGACAACCACUCCAGCUGUGGAGAAAGUGGAAGACGAUAAAGAAGAAGCAGGGGGAAAAGAAACAGAUGUAUUCCCUCCACCAAUAACACGACCACGACCGCGACCGCAUCCGCAUCCACAUCCGCACAAAGGACAUGAAACAGGAACGUAUGUACCGAAUUAUGCUGAAAUGCUUAAUACGGAACCGCCAAAGAAGCAGAUGAGUUUAUCAGCAGUGGAAUAUGGGCACAAGCUCCUUCUGGCUAUCGCAGUUACUGUUGUAGUGAUGAUUAUUAUUGCAGUGGUUUGUCUAAUAGAGAUUUGCUCUCAAAGGUCAGAAUCAAAGACACCUAACGCUUCAGGAGAAGCUGGUUGUAAAAAGCCAUACAAGAGCCCUCUGAAGAAAAUGACAGAGCGAAUAACUGGGAAGAGUUCAACUAAAGAUGCACAGAAGGCACCCCUGUUGGAUGAGGAUAUAGAGCUUCCAAAACCACUUUGGCUUCAAGAUUUGUAUCAGCCUCUGGAUUCAGUUCGUAAGAAAUCAAUGGGUCAUGGAUCACAUUAUAAAGAUUCCUCAGAAGAAGAGGAAGUAUUUAGCAGAGCAAAUGUGAGUGGACGCUCUGAUGCCAGGAAUCCAUAAGGACCCCUAAGAAAAGUCAACACAUUCGCUUCACAAGGAGCAUCCCGCAAGGAGCCAAAUACUUUGUUUGA
Hemiscyllium ocellatum (epaulette shark) is the source of this 2012-nucleotide messenger RNA. RefSeq lists its product as uncharacterized. The record is from RefSeq and is a predicted model, not a curated record. NCBI's taxonomy places the organism in Eukaryota, Metazoa, Chordata, Chondrichthyes, Orectolobiformes, Hemiscylliidae. The coding region runs from base 19 to 1941 and encodes 640 amino acids. The transcript has 9 exons.